AUGAAGACCACAUUCUACAUAAGUUUGCUACUGGCUGGGCUUCAUGCUGUUGCCCGUGGUCAGCUCCCACCCAGCCACCACAAUGGACAUGAUCCAAAUGAACCUAAACACCACAUGCAUCAUGGAGGUGAAGCGAUCGCUUGCCUCAAACUAGUGCCAAACAAUGCUGACUUUGCAUUUCAAUUUUUUAAAGAGGUUACACUGGAGGCACCUAAUAAGAACAUUUUCUUCUCUCCUGUAAGCAUCUCCACUGCAUUUGCGAUGCUGGCCCUAGGGGCUAGAUCAACCACUCAGACUCAGAUCCUGGAAGGACUCACCUUCAACCUUACAGAGAUUCAGGAGAAAGAGAUACAUGAAGGCUUCCACAACCUUAUCCACAUGCUGAGCCAUCCCGAGAGCGGGGUCCAGCUCAACAUGGGGAAUGCCAUCUUUCUAACAGAGAAACUGAAGCCUCUAAAAAAGUUUUUAGAUGAUGCCAAAGCUCUGUAUCAGCUGGAGGCUUUUACCACUGACUUUAACAAACCCACGGAGGCUGAGAAGCAGAUCAAUGAUUAUAUAGAGAGGAAAACACAUGGCAAAAUUACUAAUUUGGUCAAGGACAUGGAUCCACAGACUGUAAUGCUUCUGACUAGCUUUGUUUUCUUUAAAGGCAGCUGGGAAAAGCCUUUUAAACCAGAGCAUACCGAAGAAAGGGAGUUCUUUGUGGAUGCUGAAACUACUGUGAAAAUCCCUAUGAUGCACCAGACAGGCAGAUUCGACUUCUAUUUUGACGAGGAUCUGUCAUGCACCGUGGUACGACUUCAUUACAAUGGGAGUGCUACUGCAUUUCUGGUUCUGCCAGCAGAAGGGAAAAUGAAGCAGUUAGAGCAAACUCUGGUCAAGGAAACCAUUCGGGAAUGGUCAGACCAUCUCUUCCAGAGCCUGGUGAGCCUCUACUUCCCCAAAUUUUCUAUUUCCGGGAGCUAUGAAAUAACGAACACCCUUAGUAAGAUGGGAAUUGUGGACGUGUUUACCGACCAGGCAGAUCUCUCUGGCAUCACCGGCGCCCCAGAGCUGAAGGUUUCUAAAGUUGUUCAUAAGGCUGCUCUGGUUGUUGAUGAGAGAGGUACUGAGGCAGCAGCAGCAACUGCUGCUGAAAUAAUGCCAGUGUCUCUUCCUCCAACCAUUGAAUUCAACCGUCCCUUCCUCACGCUGAUUUUUGACAGAGAUACAAACAGUACGCUCUUCAUAGGAAAAAUAGUUAACCCAACUAUUACUAGCUGA
Messenger RNA from Gavia stellata (red-throated loon), 1263 nucleotides. Its product is annotated as alpha-1-antiproteinase 2. Gene Ontology annotation, biological process: negative regulation of endopeptidase activity. Gene Ontology annotation, molecular function: serine-type endopeptidase inhibitor activity. The coding region runs from base 1 to 1263 and encodes 420 amino acids. The transcript has 4 exons. The record is from RefSeq and is a predicted model, not a curated record. NCBI's taxonomy places the organism in Eukaryota, Metazoa, Chordata, Aves, Gaviiformes, Gaviidae.